Messenger RNA from Carassius carassius (crucian carp), 822 nucleotides. Its product is annotated as serine/threonine-protein kinase fray2-like. The transcript has 5 exons. Lineage: Eukaryota; Metazoa; Chordata; Actinopteri; Cypriniformes; Cyprinidae. Gene Ontology annotation, biological process: positive regulation of T cell receptor signaling pathway; negative regulation of receptor recycling. The record is from RefSeq and is a predicted model, not a curated record. Gene Ontology annotation, cellular component: T cell receptor complex. The coding region runs from base 3 to 812 and encodes 269 amino acids.
CAAUGCAAUAUUCAUUUAAUCAUGAUCUGUUAAUUCUCUCUUUAAAACCAGAAAAGUGCACAACUCAUUAUGUGGCCAUUGGUCUGACAUUGACUGGACUGCUGAUAUCUGUGUGUUUCAAUGUUGUAUUCUAUUUAUUAAGGAGAAAGAAAAAAAUAUAUUCAGCUAAUGAAAACAUGUUGGAAUAUAGAGAUGAGCCAUUACGUCAAGAUUCACUUCGGUCUUACAGGUUUGAGGAUGAUGAGAUGGAAAGACAGGAAAAUCCCAUUUAUGGAAAUAUCUGUUUAGAUGGUGGAGAACCUUUUGAAAUGUCUCCGGAGGUGUGCUAUGAACAAAUGUCCCAUGCAAACACAGCAAAGCAGCAAUUAAAGGUCCAGCAGGGGGACGUGUCCUAUGCCUCUCUGGAUCUGACUGCCAAUAAAAAGCGUAGGAAGAAGAGAAAAUACCACAAACAGGCUCAAACUCACCAAGCCCAGAGACAUCCUCAACCUGCAUGCCAGCAGGACUGCAUGGAUGAGGAGGACGAGGCUGAUGUCAUCCUCCCGUCCCGGAGCAGCAGCCUCAUGGUUUCACGUGAUAGCAUCUACCUCAACAGUCAUCAAGUAGCCCUGGAGGCAGAAGAGAGGGAGAGGGAGAGGGAGAGGGAGAGGGAGAGGGAGAGGGAGAGGGAGAGGGAGAGAGUAAAAGAGGAGGAUAUGGAAAGAGAAAGAGAUGAUAAUGCAGCUAUAGAGUUUGAGAUGCACAGAAAUGUGCAUGAAGACUUUGAUUACUCCCUCAGUAGAUCAAGACAAAGUCUAGAACAGGACAGUUAACAGUUUUAGA